This is a messenger RNA of Crotalus tigris (Tiger rattlesnake), 4398 nucleotides long. It is a transcript of the gene AGBL2, whose product is annotated as ATP/GTP binding protein like 2. The record is from RefSeq and is a predicted model, not a curated record. Gene Ontology annotation, biological process: proteolysis. Gene Ontology annotation, molecular function: metallocarboxypeptidase activity; zinc ion binding. The transcript is spliced from 19 exons. NCBI's taxonomy places the organism in Eukaryota, Metazoa, Chordata, Lepidosauria, Squamata, Viperidae. The coding region runs from base 237 to 3005 and encodes 922 amino acids.
CGUGACUGGUCGCUAGGAUACCAAGUUCGCUUCCAGAGGGAAUGAGGGGAACAAGAGAGAUAGGCGGUGGGUGUCACUGUUGGAGAUGCCCGAAGGCCGAGAGAGGCGGGCCUGCGUCACCCUGAAUGGAGCAAAGCCUUGCGUCGGUUACACGAAGGACCGGCGGAAUACUCCUUCCUCACUCCUGAGACAGGAGCGCGACUGUUGCAUCAUCAGAUAACAUCACUGCAUUCAACAUGUGUUCAUUAGACCCACAACCUGAGUUUCAGCAGUUUAAAGACCCAUAUGAACAGUUUAUAUAUCAACAUCUCCAGUACUAUGGUUAUUUCAGAGAUGAGGAAAAUUUUCCUCACAAGUUUAGUUUUCCUUUUGAAAGCUGGGAGAACUCAUGCCAUUUAUUGACAGCAGGCAACCUCUGCAAAAAAGAUAGAAAAGAACAUGAUUCAGACAAGACCCUACUCUGUUCACUAGUAAUGGAAACUGCACUUCUUAAAAGCAAACAGCGCAUGCUUGAUCAACUAGAAAGCCCUAGUAUCUUGCGCUUACGGGAACCUCGGAAUCUUUUUUCUCUUCCUAGAGGUAGAAAUUCAAAAUUGAGCCCACUCUGGCCAAUCGAGUGUGAAGUAAUCGAGGAUCAUAUCUAUCACAUUGAAUGGGUUCCUCCUAAACCGGAACCUUUUUAUCAGCCAACUGGAAAUGAAUUUGCACCGGAAAUAGUUGGAGAGAGUUCUGGAACCGUUGUCUAUUUCAUAGAACCAGUGGUUCUCAGCUUCACAACCUCUGGUAUAAUACAUACCUCAACUACAGAUGCCUAUUUUAUUGCUUCACGAGUUGGAGGAUCAAGGCUACCUAUCAAGUCAGCUGCUGCCACCUUAAAAGAUCCAGAAGAUACUGUACUGUUAUUUGAAUCACGCUUUGAAAGUGGGAAUCUCCAGAAAGCAAUCAGGGUAGGCGAAUAUGAAUAUGAACUCACUUUGCGGACGGAUCUUUAUACCAGCAAGCAUACCCAAUGGUACUACUUCAGAGUACAAAAUACUAGAAAAGAUGUCAUGUACCGCUUCACAAUUGUUAAUCUGAUGAAAGCCAAAAGCCUCUACAAUAUGGGGAUGAAGCCUCUUAUGUAUUCUCAGAAGGAUGCUGAGUCUGAGGGUAUUGGCUGGAGGAGGGUGGGUAAUCAUAUCAAGUAUUAUAAAUACAACACAGAAGAAGGUCAAACCCUCUAUUGCCUCACAUGGACAGUGUGUUUUCCUAACAGCUAUGACACAUGUUACUUUGCUCAAUUUUAUCCUUAUACCUAUUCAGACCUACAAAAUUAUCUUUUGACUUUGGUAAGUAAUCCACUCUAUUCUCAGCAUUGCAAACUCCGCCCUCUGUGCAACAGUCUAGCUGGAAACACAGUAUACCUUCUUACUAUUACCAAUCCGUCCCAAAGCGCCAUGGCUGGAGCAGCAAAAAAGGCUAUUAUAUUAACUGCCAGAGUCCAUCCUGGGGAAACAAAUAGUUCAUGGGUGAUGAGAGGUUUCUUGGAUUUUAUCCUGAGUGAUGCUCCUGAUGCUCAGCUCCUUCGAGAUCUCUUCAUAUUCAAAGUUGUGCCCAUGCUGAACCCAGAUGGAGUUAUUGUGGGGAACUAUCGCUGUUCGUUGGCAGGAAGAGACUUGAACAGAAACUAUAGGACAGAAUUAAAGGAAUCUUUCCCCUGCAUUUGGUAUACUCGGGCUAUGAUCAAGAGAGUCCUUGAGGAACGUGAAGUUCUGCUCUAUUGUGAUAUCCAUGGACAUAGUCGAAAGAACAAUAUCUUCAUGUAUGGCUGUAACAAUAAAUAUACACAAGAUCAGUUACUUCAUGAGCGAAUCUUUCCUCUUAUGAUGAGCAAGAAUAUUCCUGAUAAGUUUUGUUUCAACAGCUGUAAAUUUCAAGUUCAGAAGUGUAAAGAAGGAACUGGACGAGUUGUGAUGUGGAGAAUGGGAAUACAGAACAGUUAUACCAUGGAAUCUACAUUCAGUGGAUCAACACUUGGUGCUAAAAGUAACUGUCAUUUUACGUUUGAGGAUCUCAAAUCUCUAGGUUAUCAUGUCUGUGACACUUUAUUGGACUUUUGUGAUCCAGACCGCUCUAAGUUUCAGCAGUGCUUGCUUGAGCUUAAGGAAUUACUGAAACAAAAAAUCCAGUCUAAGCUCUCAGAAUUGGGUAAAAACACAGAAAGCACUUGGAGUGACAUCUCUCUAUCUGAUGUGGAAUCCAGCACGAGUGGGUCUGACAGCUCCCAAUCAGAUGGCCCUCCUGCACAUUUGCUCAAGAUGGUAGAAAAGGACUGUAAUGAGAGGAAGAAAAGGAAGAAAAAGAAACUUCUGCGAACCAGGAAAGAAAGAAAUGAUUUGCAUCAGAAAUUUGCUGUGAGCCCUGCAUUAAAGCACAAGGAAAAAGUUCUGGGAGAAAACUUAAGUAACGGUCAAAAAUGUCAAGAGAUUCCUAGAGGAAAACAGAUGGUUCCCCUGACUGAAUGUGAGUUCAGGAUCAAGAAUCCCAGCCCCCUCCUGAUAUCCACGAUUCCUCUAUCACCAAUACAGCGACACAGUUUCACAACAUCAACCAUCAAACAGCUUCCUGCUCCAUUUUAUGGGCAUUCCAAUGGAGAACCUAAUGGGAAACAGGAUGCAGGUAUUUCUCUUCCACCAUCCUGUCCUGGAGUCAAACGGUACAGGUCCUUGUGGUGGAACCCUGAAGUACCUUCUGUGACUUCAAUGCUACGUAGAAGUCUCUCCUUGAAAUCUCAGAUUCUCUUAGGCAACAGACCUAGGUGGCACUUGGGUCAAAGCAGGUCACAGGUUCUUCCUCAUCGAGAAUUCAUUUGGAAGCCUUUCCAAAUUGACCCCAUACUUCUGAGGGCAGAGAAUGAAUACUGUGCCAAAACUAAGGGACUACCAAAAGCAGUCGGUCAAAAAUAUUCAUCACAAGAUAGCAGAGAAACCAUUCCAAGCAUUAAGUUUGUGUACCAGGAGCCAUGAAACCAUGAUUUUUUUAAUAAGCUACACUGAGGUAACAGCUGGUCAGUUGAAAGCAGGCACUCUCCCAUUUUGAUUUUUUUGUUACAAGACUUUAGUGCAAAGACUGCUGCACAUCUUUAGCGAAUGAGAACUUGGAGCCUUGAUGACGAAGACAGUAAAUUCUCUUCUUUCUAUAGAUUAAUAGCAAACUGUUCUGAAGGGCAGGGGUUUUCCUCCUUCAUUAAUAUCUUAAGAUAACUUAAGACAAGCUGCAUACAGAUUUCCCACCUAUUUGUUUUGCUGAUAAGAAAUAGAGGGCUAUGUGUGGAGGGAGAUUUGUGUGACAAAGCAGAAUUGUCAGUAGGAAGCGUCAUGAACCUAUUCAAAGUUUUGAUCUUUUUCAUAUCCUCUUGAUUAUUUUAAUAAUUUGCUCCCUAAUGAGAUUCAAAAUCAGCUCAAGGAAAAAUCAACGCAUGAAUUUAGUACAAAUUCAGUGAACAAAGGAAAAGUUAAGUGGUCUUCCUUCUUGAUUCUUCUUAUAAAUUAUCUCCUUCUCCAUUGAACUCAUAGUACUUUGGCAAAUGUUGCUUUAGAAAACUUCCUCAUCUUCAGCAGAAUAUCACCCAAACCUUUUCUAGUAGGAAAAAUAUUAUGCCUAACUAAUGUAUACACAAGGUUUCCUUCUUUUAUGAAGGAUAAAUUGCAAAUUCUACAAAUUCAAUUUUAUUGUUCAUAGAUUGUUUUAAGAAUACACCUUUUUACUGUUACAAUACAAAAAUACACCUUUUUACUGUUACAAUACAAAAAGCAAGCAAAACUAUUACUGCAUUUUUAUCCUUUGUGUGAAUGUAUCACUCCCCUACCUCUUAGGAGUACACUGACAGACCUGCACUUUUAUUACUGCCUUAGCUCAUAAUUAAAAAAAAAAUAAAACGUGUAUACAUUAGAAUACAUAAAAAUGUGCUGAGGAUGCAGAGAUCAUAAAAUAAUGUUUAUGUUCUUAAAGUUGGGCAAAAUUAAAUAACUCUGUUAAAAUAUAUUUAUUGAAGCCAUGUAUUGGAACUUGUAUUUGGUUAUGGAUUUGGUAUAAUAUUAAUGAAGUUUGUAUGUGACUUACAAAGGCUAACAGGUUUUGAAACUUGUACAGGUUUUGUUCUGUUAUUAAAAAAAUUAAACCAAUGACAAAUUAUAAGUACAGUGCUGCAAAGUAAUGUACAUGAAUGUAUCAGAAAUAUUAUUUUGCUUUUGUAUUUUUCACAUUACAGAUUAAAGAACUUUACAUAAUAAGCCUGGUCUGUCGUAUGUUUCACUGAAAAACAGUAUAAUGGCAACCAAAAGACAUGGAAGAUUUAUGGGCCAAAUUUAAAUUAAUUCACACAAAGAACCUAAAUAUCUGAUUACAUUUGGCAUCCUU